UCUUCAUCAUCUUCAUCCUCAGCCCUGGCGGGCUGAACUGCGCAUGCGCGGCCUCCUCUCACAUCACACUUUUAUUCAGAGCGUCAUUUUUACCCGUCAGUUCUUUAACUGUAUUUAAUUGUAUUUAAUUAUAUUUAAUUAUAUUUAUGUCAGUAAUUGGAGCCACAUGUUUAUUUACUGUUGAUGUUUUUAAAUCUAAAGAGAAAUAACCUGAUUUUGGUUCUGAUUCUGGUCUGACACGGACCGGAGUGUGAGGGUCGGAGGGUCGGAGGGUCGGAGGGUCGGGUCCAUCUAGACCAGAACCAGCAUGUCGCAGAACCAGAACCAGAACCAGGACCAGAACCAGAACCAGAAGGACGGGGGUGAAGGAUGCUGGAUCUUCAUCUUCAACCCCCGAACCGGGGAGUUCCUGGGCCGGACCGCCGCCAGCUGGGGGUUCAUCCUCCUCUUCUACCUGGUGUUCUACGGUUUCCUGGCAGGAAUGUUCUCUCUCACCAUGUGGGUUUUGCUGCAGACGCUGGACGACCACGUUCCCCGGUACCAGGACCGAGUUUCCAGCCCCGGUUUGGUGAUUCGUCCUCGUGCUGUUGACGUCUCUUACAACGUCAGCGAUCCAACGAGCUACAGCCGGUUUGUUCAGCAGCUGCACGACGUCCUGCAGCGCUACAACAACAGCAUCCAGGAGGCCAACGACUUGUGUCUGGUGGGAGAAUUUACGCAGCAGGACGACACGGAUCCAAAGAAAGUGUGUCAGUUUAAACGCAGCGUCCUGGACCGGUGCUCCGGUUUAACCGACACCAGCUUCGGAUUCGCUGAGGGGAAACCCUGCAUCCUCAUCAAGAUGAACCGGGUCAUCGGCCUGAAGCCUGAAGGCGACCCGUUCAUCAACUGCACUGCCAAGACAGACUCUCCGUUACAGAUGCAGCUUUUCCCACCGGACGGUCGUCUGGAUAAAAUGUUCUUCCCCUACUACGGAAGGAAAGCUCACCCUGAAUACGUCCAGCCUCUGGUGGCCGUGAAGUUGUUGCUAACCAAAGACGACUACAAUGUGGACCAGAUCGUGGAGUGUAAAGUCCACGGCUCCAACCUGCGGAACAACGACGAUAGAGACAAGAGUUUGGGUCGUGUCACUUUCCGGGUCAAAGUGUCUCAGUAAUUACUGACCCUAGAAAACUGGAUCUAGUCCAAGAGAAAAGCUCCCGUCCAGGACUGAACCCCGACCCUGAUCUGCUCUCCCAGUCUGGAUCCAGCUGGUCCAGGUUCCAGUCUGGAUCCAUCACCCUAGAAAACUGGGUCUAGUCCAGGGGUCGGCAACACGAAAUGUUGAAAUAUUGGACCAAAAACACACAAUACAAAUAUGUCUGGAGCCGCAACAAAUUAAAAGUCUUGUAUCAGCCUUCGAAUGAAGGCAACACCUGCUGCAUGUUUCUAUUAGUUAGAACUGGGUCCUCGGCUGCUAAUGUAGCUGCUAAUGUCUUUCCACAUAACUUUUUGUUAUUGGACAACUUCUCUCUACAGAGCAAACAUUCAGGCAACGAAUGCAAAUGAUUCACUCCAAGAAACGUUGAAUCCUCUUUUCUCCUCAGUUAUUUUUCUCUUUUUCCCUUAGGCAGGUUUGUUUCCAGCAGCCACCUGACUGGCGCCCCCUGCUGGUAGAAACAUGUGGUUACGAUGCAAAACUACGGGAGAGAAUCUACGGAAGGGCCAGGCUGGAGAAAGAUAAAAAUAAUAUUUUAGAGGAGGAAGAUUUUUUUUUUCAUUAUCCACUUUGAGGAAAAGGUUGAAAUGUCGGGAAAAAAUGUAAAUGUCGAGAUUAAUGUUGAAGUACAAUUUCGAGAAAAAAGUCGAAAUGUUGAGAAAAAAGUCAAAAUUUUGUGAAUAAAGUUGAAAUGUUGAGAAAAAAAGUGAAAUUUCAACUUUAUUCUUGAAAUUGUAUUUAAACAUUAUUCUCGCCAUUUCGACUUUUUUCUAAACAUUUCGACUUUUUCUCGAAGUGCAUAAUAAAAAAAAUCUUCCCCUCUCAAAUAUUUUAUCUCUUGCCUGGCCCUGAUACUCCUCCCUACAAAUCUAAUUAAACCUUCAUAUUGUUUAGUUUUAACCUAUUUUAAUGACAGAACCAGAAGAACCACGUACCUGGAUUUCUGAUGUUAGUGAUGUAAUACAACAGUGAGACGUUUCGUUUCAGGAGAAACGCAUCAAAAUGAUUACAUUUGAUGUGAUUAUUGUUCAUUUCCCAUCAGUUUGUAAUCAGAUUACUCACUCAGAGGUGUUUGUGAGAGAUAAAUUACCAGUGAAACAAGACAAGUUCAGGAUUCACUAACAAAUGACUAACAUUUCACUAACUUGUAUCUCCUUUGGGGCUGAUGGCCUGAUCAUGUUGGUAAAAAUCUAUAAAAACAGAGAACAAUAAUCUAUUCCAGUGUGCCGUCCCCCCCUAUAAAAAGAUUUAAGCUAACUAUGGACGUAAAAUCGUUCACUUUUUGUCACGAUCCGAUAUAUGGAAUAUACUUUGAUGUUUUUCGGUUUCCCAUCUUUGCCAGGUUUUAAGAUGUGAAUUUUACGUGUGAUUAAUGUGUUAAUAAUGACGAGCUUCCAUCAGUGAAGCUCCAUCGUUACAUGUUGAUUUUGUGGUCAAUGUCCUGUAAUAUCUUUCUUCUGUUCUGAAUGGCAGGCACUUUUUUGACGUGAAAGAUGGAUUUAUGUUUUAUUUCUAUGUUUUUGUCAAAAAGAAAUUAUGUCCCACUUUGCUCUAAAAAAAUGUAAUUCUGUGUGGUUUUC
Cololabis saira (Pacific saury) is the source of this 2778-nucleotide messenger RNA. RefSeq names its product sodium/potassium-transporting ATPase subunit beta-3-like. Gene Ontology annotation, molecular function: ATPase activator activity. Lineage: Eukaryota; Metazoa; Chordata; Actinopteri; Beloniformes; Belonidae. Bases 308 to 1156 code for a protein of 282 amino acids. The transcript has 7 exons. Gene Ontology annotation, cellular component: sodium:potassium-exchanging ATPase complex. Gene Ontology annotation, biological process: potassium ion import across plasma membrane; intracellular sodium ion homeostasis; sodium ion export across plasma membrane. The record is from RefSeq and is a predicted model, not a curated record.